Nothobranchius furzeri (turquoise killifish) is the source of this 1015-nucleotide messenger RNA. It is a transcript of the gene cnpy4, whose product is annotated as canopy FGF signaling regulator 4. The record is from RefSeq and is a predicted model, not a curated record. NCBI's taxonomy places the organism in Eukaryota, Metazoa, Chordata, Actinopteri, Cyprinodontiformes, Nothobranchiidae.
GUGUCUUCGCUAACACAGCGCUCAUGUGCAUUAGUGAAAACAAGAAGGUUGAUGUGGCUGAACUUUUUAAGAGUAGUAGUAGUGGUGAAAAAGUUUUAAAACGGCCAUAAUGAAAGUCUUAGUUCUGGUUUUAUUGUAUAUCGGGAGCUUUGUUACAGCGAACGAGGACGGCAGACUGCCUAAUAAAUGUGAAGUGUGCAAGUUCCUGACAGUCGAGCUGCAGGAGGCUCUGGGGAAAACCGUUCGGUCCAAAGAAGUUCUGGAAGUCGGAGAAGUGUUGGACACGGGCAGGAGAAGAAGAAAGAUCAAAUACAACACCUCAGAAACGCGCCUGGCUGAGGCGGUGGAUAACAUCUGUGAGCGCAUUCUGCAGUAUAGUGUUCAUGCUGAGCGACCUGGCAGUCUCCGAUACGCCAAGGGUUCCAGUCAGACGAUGAUGACUCUGAAAAAUCUGGUGGACAAAGGAGUGAAAGUGGACUUGGGCUUGCCGUACGAGCUCUGGGAUGAACCGUCCGUGGAGGUGACGGACAUGAAGAAACAGUGUGAGACGAUGCUGGAGCAGUAUGAGGAGGUGGUGGAGGACUGGUACUUCCACCAUCAGGACCAGAGGCUGGAGGACUUCCUGUGUGAGAAGCAUGUCCUGGAGGCGUCAGACAGAAAAUGUUUAAAUGAGGUUUGGAAAGGUGACCUGGGUGUUAAAGGAGGAGCAGGGGAGGAACCAAGUGCAGAAGAAGAAAACACUCAUGAUGCUGGAGAACUUUAAGACAAAAAACAUUGAAGACGAUGCUACACUCUGACUUUUUAAAUGGAUUAAAAACAUGUUUUUGAUUAAAUUCCUGGAUUUUAUUCCAGAUUAAGGAGGAGGAAGUUACCUAGUGACCUAUUGAACUGUUUUAUAUUCCCCAACUGCACUACUGUGACACUUUACAGCAGAUCAAGCCCAUUUUCUGGUAUUCCUAACUCCAUAUAUUAUGUACAGUUUUUUAUGCUGAUUAAAAAGCAUUUUUACAUCGUU